Ornithodoros turicata is the source of this 2685-nucleotide messenger RNA. RefSeq lists its product as uncharacterized. The transcript has a single exon. NCBI's taxonomy places the organism in Eukaryota, Metazoa, Arthropoda, Arachnida, Ixodida, Argasidae. Bases 99 to 1649 code for a protein of 516 amino acids. The record is from RefSeq and is a predicted model, not a curated record. Gene Ontology annotation, molecular function: protein binding.
AUCGUACUUUGAGCGGGGAAAUUCCUGGCGCCUGACCGUUGUAGUUAUCUGUCGACUGCGAAGCAAACGUAAGGGCGUUGUUUCGCUGGCUCUGAAGGAUGUCGUCCGAAAAGUACCUCGUGGGCUUCUCCAAAGAACUGGAUUUCAGGCCCAUUGAAUGUGUGGAUCUGCAUUCCACAAGAUACUGCUGUCUCUGCAACGUCGUUCCCACGGUGACUUUUCUUUUGGGAUGCUCGCACGCUUUCUGCGAGCUGUGCUACGAGAAUCUUCUCGGUACCGAUCGACGCUGUCCUCUGGACGAAACUGACUUUGAGCAGGACGAUGUUUCAAAGUUGACAUUCAAAGCGAAACGUCUGGAGAGAACAACUGUUCGUUGCUUCAACGCAAAAAACGGGUGCAACGUCGUAGGAACGAUACAGGAGGUGGAGUCUCACUUCUUUGACGAAUGUGCCUACUAUGCCGUGAUAUGUACCAGGUGCAAGGCCAGUGUACUUCGUCGGGACAUUGUCAGUCAUUGCGGAACAUCGUGUCGUCAAGGAAACACGUCCUCUGUUUCCUCUAUUGGAGUCCACAUUCCAAUCACCGGAUGUUCGUUCGACCCUGUCAAAGAAACUUUUGUCUCCGUGGAAAGUGUUCUGAAGAAGGUAUCAACCGUUGAACAUCAGUUGCAUGGGUAUGCCGAGGAAAUCGACAGUUUAAAGGAAAUGGCGUUGAGGAACGAACAACUCCUGAACAGGCUUCUCGAGAACCAGGAGCGUGUUGCUGCUGAUGUUGGCAACACAGAGAACAAGGUGACGCAGCAAGUGCAGGACCAAGCGGAGAUUAAGGGGUCACUAAGAGGCGUUGCUGAAUUACUCUCAGUGGUUGAACUGCAAAUGUCAUCAAUAAGCCGUGACAACGUCGCUACGAGUGCAGUGAAUAAAAACGUCGAGCAAGUGAGUGAGCGAGUGGGAAACUUGAUGGACACGCUCCAACAAAUAAGUGCUACAUUAAAUGAUGUGAAAGGAAUCAAAGGGGAACUGAAUCCUCUGUUGCAGUGCUCCGCGGAAUUGACAAAAUUUACGAAUGCCGACGAAGAAGCUAGAGAAAAAAUGCUACUCGUGAAGGCGAUACUCGGAACUUCCACAGAGAUUGGGAUCGUAGCGCAACGUGUGUACGCGUUGUAUUCCUCCGUGGUACCGCAGAAGAUGGAAGCUUUCUUUCAUAUUGGAGACAUUUUUGAUAUAGCAUUGAACAUGUCACGACAAAGGUUCACUUUUGGCAUGAAACGUUCUUCUGUAGUGUUUGUGCUUUGCGGAUACUCUGUGAGGUUGCGCGCACACUUUAUUGCACCCGAGACCCUUUCGCUGCGAUUCUCACUGUGCAAGUCUCAGAGCGAUGCCCUUCUCAAGUGGCCUUUUACAAUCCCCUUCACCUGUAGGUUCAUGCAUCCAAGGGACUCGUCGAAGCACAUCGUGUGCCGUACAGUUCACCCAAAGGCUGACUUAAAUGGUGGUUGUAAUAAUGGCGCAUAUUGCAGGCCAACCGAUGCUGAAAACGAUGCCGUUCUUAUUGAACCGGCGCCAUCCGUAACCACUCUAAGGGCAGAUGGCUUCAUGCAUGACCAUUCUGUCUGCAUUGGCAUAAGGCUUCACCCUGAAAUGGCGUGACAAAUAUCUUCCAAGAGUGCGCCCCGUCUGACAUGCCAAAGCUCGUCUAUACACAAGUAUAUUAUGUACUCUGUUGUUUCUUCGCAGCAAGAGUCAUCCUGACAGGAGGAAAACGAGUAAUUAUUUUGCAACUUGCUGCACGGCAGUGAUGUCACGGUGUGUGAGCACGUUAUGUCCUCCUUCACGCCCUUAGAAAAAAGGGUGGAGCAGUUACACCUUUUAGGAAGUAAUAGUUAUUGCAUAUGUUGUGCCAAAAAAGGCUGCAAAGUUCUGCCUGCUAUCUCACCCCCAAAACAGAACUUCACCGCAUAGCACGUUGUCCGCCAACCAUUGCCUCGAAAGAUAGGGUUAUCGCUUCCCAUUCAGUGAGCGAGGGGUGGCGUCAGAGAUGGGCAAACUACCUCAAAAUUCUACUUCAAGUAAAGUACCAAGUACCUGGUGUCGUUAGUACUUCAAGUACAGUACAAAGUACCCAAUUCCAAAUGUACUUCAAGUAAAGUACAAAGUGCUAAGCAAAAUACUUCAAGUACUCAUCAAGUGCUUCGUCAAUUUAAUUUAUCACUUUGCAUUCCCCUGUUUAGUAUCUUUGUCUUCCUUCUUUUAGCAAAACUUCAACGCACAUUCUUGACAAAUGCUCUGAAACCAUAAAGUCCUAGGUUAAGUACUAACCCCUGUAUAUGAACUUAAUCAGCUGUUAUAAUUUGCAGUUACAUGUAGAGAGGUAAUCAGUCAGCUGUGGUGCGAUUUUGCAAAAUAGUAGUAUGCCCUGACUGAUCCAAGGUCACCCACCUAGUGUGGUGUUCCGGUACUAAUCUUCGGGUAUAAGAGGCUAGAUAAUGUCAGGGUGGAAAAGUACAAGCCAACAGAGAUUAUACAUUUCUUGGCAUUCCUUGCUGCUUUUUGGAAUACAUGUUUAAAAAAGAAUACAGAGAAAAUUAAAAAAGGAUGAAACACGAUGUAAGCUUUCAUUUUUAUUCGACUGUGAUAUGCAGCAAUGUAAUCCAUGUGACGAAUUAAAAAAACGUAAAAUGUAGAA